UUGAAAACUUCAAACACUGCUGCUAAAUCAUUUAAUGCUCUCAAUUUUAUUUAGUAAGUUAAGUAACAAGUUAAUCAAGAAAAAUGCGCAUAAUCAUUAUCUUAAUUUUAUUUGCGCUUCAAGCGGGUGUUCGUUCUCAUGAGAAAUCGUGCAAAGAACUUGUAUCCGAGGUACUGGAGAAAUUGUCUGACAUAGAAGAAAAACUUGUACAGCAGGAUAAAAAGAUUUCAUCACUAACAGAGCAGUCUCAAGGUCACCUAGUAGACAGUUGUGGGACGCCACCUAAUGUUCCAAACGGCAAGAUCACAGGAAGAAAAACAAGAGAUUCAUUUAUGGUCGAAUGCAACACUGGCUAUGAAUUGAAGGGAGAUAACCCUGUUUUAUGCAACUUAAGCGGGAACUGGAAUCAGACGCCAUCCUGUGAGCCAAUCGCUUGUGGAGUUCCGAGAAUUCCGAAAAAUGGUAGCAUAUGUAAAAUGAAAGGGGAUGGCUUCGGGGCGACCACCAUAAUGGAAUGUGAGGAAGGGUUCUAUAUCAGCGGAAAUCCUGUCGUUAGUUGUUCAAGUAAUGGAAGGUGGACUCAAGUUCCAUCGUGUGAAAUCAUUGCGUCUUGCAUCAGUGAUAGAGAAAUUGAUUUUGGAUUGAAGAAUGUUGCCCUUGGGAAAAAGGUCAUCCUAAGUUCAAUGAACCACCAUACUACACCAGGAAGCCUUAUGGUGGACGGCAACCGCAGUAGCACCUAUCCGUGUGCAUGCACAAAGCUAAGCAAAAAUCCUUAUGCUAUUGUAGACUUGCAGGAGGCCUACGACAUUUAUUUCAUGUAGAUCGUAAAUCGUGGCGACUGUUGUCCUGAAAGAUUACACGACCUGACAGUUUUCAUUGGUAAUGACACAUCUAGACUGGGUCUUGCUGCACGCCAUACUGUCCCGAUUGAUGCGGGCUGUACGCUUAAAUUUGACAAGCCUGUCAAUGGACGCUAUGUAAAACUGCAAAUUGAAGCACAUGCCGAGGAAUAUCUCACAAUAUGCGAGCUAGAAAUAUACAGUAUUUAAAUCAUUGACAUACCAAAGCUUUCAUUCUGGCGAUAUGUACAUGAAGGAAAACACUUGAUACACUCUCAAUGGCAUGGCUAUUAAGAAACCUGUGCUGAUCCUGUUUCAUACUGGACACUUGGAAAGACAUUCCGUGUUGUUACAGACUGGAAGUUUCCUUUAAUUUUAGUUACUACAGUGCUAAAUUGAAGCAAUGAUAUUAACUUUAAUGAUAUUAUCGUGAGCAUCUGCCAGCACGUUGUCUGUUUUUAAUUCAUAGAAUAUGUAAAUAACAUAUUAUACUUCCAAUAUUC
This is a messenger RNA of Mercenaria mercenaria, 1345 nucleotides long. Its product is annotated as sushi, von Willebrand factor type A, EGF and pentraxin domain-containing protein 1-like. The record is from RefSeq and is a predicted model, not a curated record. The transcript has 6 exons. NCBI's taxonomy places the organism in Eukaryota, Metazoa, Mollusca, Bivalvia, Venerida, Veneridae. The coding region runs from base 84 to 824 and encodes 246 amino acids.